AUGGACUGUCUAGACGAGCCACUUCUGGUCCUAUCAGGGCCCACGUCCUCUGAAGAUGUCACGCCGCUAAAUGAAAUGGCCUCGUGCGGAUUCAGCACUGCUACUGAUAUUUCUCCACACCCGGUGGCAAAGGCACCUUGGAGGAUCGUGGCGGCCUCUGACAAGGACAAAUCCCCAGAGGCACCGGCAAACUUGUCCACACCUUCGUCUGCCUCCGAACCCAAGGAAGCAAAGAGAGUAUCAUUUGUUCUCCCCGUCAAACCGACAGAGGAGCUUGCGGAGCCUGAAUGUUGGCCUUUCGGUCGAAAAUCCGGAGAUGCAGAGCACCGUUCUCUCACUGAGGAGGAGCUCUGUCGCCUGCUGCCUUCCUCGUUUCGAAAUGGCAUAGCCUGGGUUGGGAUUCCAGAAAAGCGUGUCGAGCACUUUUUGACGAACGAUCUCAGCGUAAAUCGCUUAAUGGAAGUGUUCGAUUGCUUUUUCAUGCUUGGUAAGAAUGCACCACCACGCGCUCUCAGCUACCAAAAGGCUCUUGGUCUCGAAAUUACCGUCAUUGAAAAAAUGGAUAUGCAUUUGCUCCGCUCAAAGGGACAGAUUCUUAUCAAGCCCCUCCCAAAGUAUCUCUUUGAACCCAAGUUUUGGGAGGAAUACCUUGAAUGCCCGGAAGAAUGCCCGUAUAACGACAUGUUCACGGCUUUUCGAAGAGGAGGGCAGUUGCAUAACAGCCACAGACUCACCGAACUCAAACCUUGCAAUCACAGCAUCAUUUGGAUGCGCGCCUUGGGAUUCGCUUUCUCCUACGUUGCCCUAGUGUGCACCAAGAGCGAUUUUGAGAUUGCAAAGGCGAAAAAAUUGAUCCCAGACGACGUCAAUUUUGAAGGCUGGAAGUACUUUGUGUCUCGGAUUCUCAGCGACAGCGCCGGCGGCAAGAUCCUGAGGCAAAUCGACAAGCGAUUCACGUAUGGCGAACUGGAUCUGGCACGCCUCAACCAGGUUUUCAUGAUUCGCAGCCCUUUUAAGUGGCUCUUCCAAGGGAAUGAACACCGAGAGUUGGUCCAGAGUCACUUCUUUCUGCCUCCCUUGUCCAUCUAUGUGGCUGUCGUUCUGGGAUACAGGUUCGCCAGGAUUGCCUACACAAAGAUGAAGGAAAACCAGCCGUUGGCAGUAGUGGUUUUCAUUACUUGCUUCUGGCUUGUCCUUUGCUUGCUCUCUUUGGUCAGGAGCGAGUCACCAAUGCUUUGA
Trichoderma gamsii is the source of this 1239-nucleotide messenger RNA. RefSeq lists its product as hypothetical. The transcript has 3 exons. The record is from RefSeq and is a predicted model, not a curated record. The coding region runs from base 1 to 1239 and encodes 412 amino acids. NCBI's taxonomy places the organism in Eukaryota, Fungi, Ascomycota, Sordariomycetes, Hypocreales, Hypocreaceae.